Phalaenopsis equestris is the source of this 963-nucleotide messenger RNA. RefSeq names its product myb family transcription factor EFM-like. The coding region runs from base 158 to 874 and encodes 238 amino acids. Gene Ontology annotation, molecular function: DNA-binding transcription factor activity; DNA binding. The record is from RefSeq and is a predicted model, not a curated record. The transcript has 5 exons. Gene Ontology annotation, biological process: regulation of DNA-templated transcription. Lineage: Eukaryota; Viridiplantae; Streptophyta; Magnoliopsida; Asparagales; Orchidaceae.
UUCAUUAAAAUCCAUUUUUAAACUCUCUGUGCUUCCUCUCCUCUUCCCAAGUUCCAAUUUGAAGUUAAUCUUCCUGAUUCUUUAACAUCCUUUGAUAAUUCUCCGUUCUUCGUUUCUUUGUGAAGUUGUAAUUUUAAAAUUAAACCUUUUUUGAGAAAUGGGAGAGCAAAUUGUUAGAGUCGGUCUCGAAUCCAUGGGCUACAUUUUGAAGAAUAAAUUACAGAUGAAGUGUUUGAUCAACCCACUGGAAGAAGAGCGCCGCAAAAUCCAAGCGUUCGGAGGAGAGCUUCCUCUAUGCAUGAUUCUCCUCAAUGAUGUGAUUGAUCAACUAAAACAAGAAUGUGAAGAAAAAGUUGAGCAUGAAGACAUGGAAUGGGAGCACAGUGUGGUCGAGAUGGAUUGGAUAAGUUACGACCAAAAUUGGAACACUAACUGUAAUGAGCAUAAUAGCAAUUUAAUAAACGAUUUUUACGAGAUGGAGAAUGACAAUGAUGCGUGUGUAGAAUCUCAAAGCAGUAAUGAAGAUUUUUUGAUCACGAAUGAAGAAAAUAAUGUACAGACUUCGUGGCCUGAUUCUUCUCUGACGAACUCCGCCCCAACAGACACUACAAUGUCGAACGACGAUGAAAAUCGAAUCCGACAGAAAAAGAGAAAAACACGUCGCCGUUGGUCGUCGGAGCUUCACCGACAUUUUGUGGCUACAUUGCAGGAACUUAGUGCUGCAACUCCAAAACAAAUUAGAGAAAGAAUGAUGGUUCGUGGGCUAAAAAAUAAUGAUGUGAAAAUUCAUUUACAGAAAUACAAGUUACAUAACAGAAGAAUGCAAAAUUCUCGUCAGUUUAUUUCACUACAGGGAACCCUUCAGCCAGCAUAGUACUUAUAUUUUUACUUCAUCUCAGAGAGUCUAUCAGCUGACUUGCACUGGACUUUUACUUAUCAAACAUCUAAUGUAUAUAGUUUAUA